AUGCCAGUUGCUAUUCAAAACAAUUUAGAGAGCAUUAUGAAACGAUUCUUAUGGAAAGGAGAUGCUUCGAAUAGAGCAUUUUGUAAGGUCUCCUGGAAUUCGAUUUGCAACGAUUACAAAAAUGGGGGUUUAGGCAUCUUUAAGUUGCGGACGCGUAAUCAAAGUUUACUCUUCAAAUGGGUUUUGAAAGUGCGUUUAAAUAGCCCGGAUUCGCUUUGGAGUAGUGUUGUUUUUACUAGCUCUCAGAUAAAAGAUUGGAAUUCACUUACUUCUUUGAGUCCUCCAAACCAUUCUUUUAUUUGGAAAGGUAUUCGUUCUAUUUGCUGCCUAGACAUUCAAGACUUAUUCCCCAGAAUAUUCAAUCUCUCGAGGAGGAAAGACGCUUGUUUCUCUGACUUUAUUCGACUGCCUUUUAUUUGGAGGCGAAGGCUCAGAUUGAAUGAAAAAGAUGACUUUGACUCUUUGCUUUCUUAUCUGAAUAUGGUGGUCCUGUCUUCUUUGCCAGAUGGGAUCAGGUGGUUAAAGGAAAAUGGAGUGUUCUCAGCGGCAAGCUACUGCCAUCUCUCCCGCAAGGUUUUGAACUCAGAUCACAGAUUUCAACCGCUGGAAACGGCUUCGAAUAAUACGCUGCUAGAUGUCAGUUCAGUUUAUGGGAAUGUAAGAUCAGCUCCUUUUUCUGUUCUCUUGACAUCUAUUUCUCCGCCAAGAAUUUUGUUCAUCGUGUGGUUGGGGUUUCAUGACAGGGUUUCUUCUUUACUGCUGUUGAAUAGCAUAAAUAUUAUCGCUGCAAAUCAAGUUCUAUGCUCUCUUUCUCUUAUUCCUGAAUCACAAGAUCACAUUUUACUUCAUUGUUCCUUUGCCACAUCGGUAUGGAAUAAAAUUUUGCGCAUGUUGGGUAUUUCCUUUGUUAUGCCGAAGUCAUUAGUGUGUUUCUUCAAUCUUUGGCGUUCUUUUGGCAAGUUCGGGUAUUCUAAGAAGCGCUGGCAAUGUUUUUGGGAAGUCACUAUAUGGGAAAUUUGGAAAUUUAGGAAUCGGCGGAUUUAUGAAAACAAGUGUUCGGAGGUCGACGACAUUGUUUUCCAUAGCUUCUUGUUAACAGGGUUUUAUAUUAAAUGUAAAAUGCCAGGCUUUUCUUACUCGGGAUUAGAUUUGUGUAGAAAUCCCGAUUUGAGGGCUGUUUCUAGGUUUUUCCAACUAAGUUGUAUCAACUAUGCUGAACUUGUUUAA
Mercurialis annua (annual mercury) is the source of this 1227-nucleotide messenger RNA. RefSeq lists its product as uncharacterized. NCBI's taxonomy places the organism in Eukaryota, Viridiplantae, Streptophyta, Magnoliopsida, Malpighiales, Euphorbiaceae. The transcript is spliced from 3 exons. The record is from RefSeq and is a predicted model, not a curated record. The coding region runs from base 1 to 1227 and encodes 408 amino acids.